Bombina bombina (fire-bellied toad) is the source of this 1052-nucleotide messenger RNA. It is a transcript of the gene PTPRO, whose product is annotated as protein tyrosine phosphatase receptor type O. The coding region runs from base 94 to 1011 and encodes 305 amino acids. The transcript is spliced from 11 exons. Gene Ontology annotation, molecular function: protein tyrosine phosphatase activity. Lineage: Eukaryota; Metazoa; Chordata; Amphibia; Anura; Bombinatoridae. Gene Ontology annotation, biological process: protein dephosphorylation. The record is from RefSeq and is a predicted model, not a curated record.
GGAUAAUCCAUAAGAAACUGCUGCCUCCUCUGUUCCUGACACUAAGAAUAUACGGAAAACCGGUUACAAAUAAAAAAGAUAAAACCAUAAGCAAUGGCAUUAAGAAGCAACAGCCGUCCAAUCUCAGUCGCCAGUUUCCCAGAAAUAUUUACAGAGAAAAAUAGAAAUGAAAACAACGGAUUCCUUAGGGAGUUUGAGGAGUUGAAGGAUGUUGGGAAUGGUCAAUCAAAAAAGGAUGCUGAGCUUCCUGCCAAUGCAGCAAAGAAUCGAUACCCACACAUCCUGCCAUAUGAUCACUCUCGGGUUAAACUGACAAUCAAAGAUGGAGACUUGAAUUCCGGAUAUAUCAAUGCAAAUUAUAUUACAGGCUUUCAUGGUGUCAACGAGUACAUUUCAACACAGGCACCCACACAAGCCUCUCUUGUUGAUUUCUGGCGCAUGAUCUGGGAGCACAAAGUGAGAAAUAUAGUGAUGCUGACAGUGUGCAAAGAAAAGGGCAAGGUAUUGUGUGAUCAGUACUGGCCAUCAGACUCUGCUUCCUAUGGACCAUUUACAGUAAUCUGUGUCUCCAAUCUCUCAUACAGCGAUUGGACUAUUCGUCACUUUAACCUACAUCAUAUUGAGGGCUCCAAAGUCAGGACCGUGUGUCAAAUGCACUAUACGGCUUGGCCAGACCAUGGAGUUCCUAAAACCCCAGAAUCUCUAAUAACGUUUGCAGAACUCGUAAGGGAACAGGUGCAAUCAUUAAAUGAUUCAGGACCCACAGUGGUACACUGCAGUGCUGGUGUAGGACGUAGUGGGACAUUCAUUGCACUGGAUGUGGCUCUGCAACAGCUGUGCUCAGAUCUUUGUAUAGAUAUAUUCAAAACUGUAUACACCAUGCGACUAAACAGAUAUCUAAUGCUACAAACACUGGAACAGUAUAUAUUUGUGCAUCGCUGUAUUUUUGAGAAAAAUUUACAGAAGAGGAAGAACCCCACAGUGUGGACAUGCCAUGCAAAUCGAAAUUAAAUUGGAAAACCAGCAUGAUAUCUCUGCAAUAUAUAAUUUAU